Messenger RNA from Enterobius vermicularis (human pinworm), 570 nucleotides. NCBI's taxonomy places the organism in Eukaryota, Metazoa, Nematoda, Chromadorea, Rhabditida, Oxyuridae. The record is from the annotation of a GenBank genome assembly.
AUGUCAUUAUUUGACGGCUCCUGUACCAAACAGUUAACAUAUUUUGAUGUCACCAAAUGUAUUGAUAGUAGCACUAAUGAACCAAAUGGUGACGAUGAAUCGAUUGCUGAUUCCUGGGUUGAUAUCGCUCCAUCACGAGGCUCCUUGUCAAGCACCGAUGCAGCUGUGACUUUUGACGCGGAUGCUCUACAACGAGAUUUUAGCCGGGAUAGUCCGGUUAGUGUUCAUAGUUCAAUCAUCGAAUUCGAAGCUAAUUUGGAGCAAGUAAAGUGUCGUCUGACAAAAGAUUUGCCAACAAGAAUGUCAACAGAUUGGAUAUGGGAUUGGAGUAGUCGACCUGAAUGUGUUCCUGUUGGGAGUCAUAAUCAUCGUUCAGUGGUGUCUACACCGCCGAACAGCCUACAAGGCAGCAGUGUCGCAUCAUUUUAUAGGUGUCAGGAGAAACAGUCGUUUACUCGAUUACGGGUAUUGUGUGGUUUGGUUUUCUCAAAUUUCUUCACCUUCGUCAUUGGUGCUGCAAUCGGGUUUUAUGUGUGUAAGCGAAUAGUUCGUGAUAAGAGGGACUAUUGA